Chelonus insularis is the source of this 815-nucleotide messenger RNA. RefSeq names its product DET1- and DDB1-associated protein 1. The record is from RefSeq and is a predicted model, not a curated record. Gene Ontology annotation, cellular component: Cul4-RING E3 ubiquitin ligase complex. The transcript has 4 exons. Lineage: Eukaryota; Metazoa; Arthropoda; Insecta; Hymenoptera; Braconidae. Bases 200 to 505 code for a protein of 101 amino acids. Gene Ontology annotation, biological process: positive regulation of proteasomal ubiquitin-dependent protein catabolic process.
CCAAUUAAAGAUUGACUGUAUAGUACUAUCUACAGGACAAUAUUCAUGUAUUUAUAAAGGAGAUACAUUACUUUAUAAUCUUUGUAUUCAUUCGUUCAUUUGUCACUUUUGCUAUUAAAAUCAGUUGGCAAUUAAACAUUGCUGAUACAAGAUAUUUAUCAAUUACAUAUUGGAUACUGAUAUUUAGGCUUUUAUAAUUAUGUCUGUUGCAGAGUUUUUGAAAGGUUUACCAUCACACAAUGAAAACAAUUUUGCCAAUUUUCACACAGAUAAUGGUAAUAGAACUUGUGUAAAAAGGCCAUCGGUUUAUUUACCAACCAAAGACUAUCCUUCUGAACAAGUUAUUGUCUCGGAAACAACCACCAUUCUUUUAAGAUAUCUUCAUCAAAAGUGGGAUAAGAAGGAUGUCGAAAGAAAAAGAGAAUUAUUAUCUGCAAGUGAUUCAGCAGAUGAAGCUAAUGUCCGACGUGGUAAAAGGGCACGACUUGAACUAAACGAUCUUUAAUAAGAUAAAUUUAAGAGUUUUUUCGAUAAUAAGGUUUUUUUACUGCGUGGCUUAAAAUUUUAAUUUCAUUCAUAAUUAUUGUGUGGUGAAAUUUUCAGUAUAACAUUCCACAUUUAUCUAUCUACUUCAUUGUUUCGUCUAGAAAUCACAUAAUUUUUUGGUUCAUUUAUAUCAAUUUUAUUUUUUCGUGCUUUUAUUAUUGAUUAAUUUUUUUAUUGAAUUAUAAAUGAAUUAUCACAUAGACUAAUAAUGUAUAAAUAAUUAUCAUAACGCUGAAAAUCAUUUGUGUGCAAUGAAUGCAUGACAAGAA